AUGGAAAGUCGGGCCACUACAACAGAAUCGAAGCAUACCUAUCCAACGUCUCCUUGGAUCCAAACCCCCACGAUAGUAUCGGCGACUUCGGCUUCCUACUUCCCCGACGCCUCCCGCGCCCCGGCCCAGUUAGACUUCUGGCCCCUUCUCUUUCCCCAACAAGCCUCCGUAUACCAGGCGCAGUUGCUACACUACACCAAUCUCGUCUCUCCCGGACGAGGAGGCGGCUUGCAACAACCCCAAGCGCUUCCUCAGACGACGGUGGCCACCCCUCAGAUCCAGGCGGCCCCUCGGUCCCGAUCCUCCUCCAAGGUGUCGAACAAGGACAACCCCGCGACUAAGGGCACCCAAGGAGGCCAUGGGCAUAGAGCCGUGCAGAACAAAGAGAAAGGCGAUCGCGCUGUCAUAACAGGCAAGGACGCUCCGCCCAAGAUGCAGCAGCAGUCAUCCCGACAACCGGAGCUUUCUCAUCCCCUCCCCGCCCGUCCUGCAGCCCGGGCCGGUAAUGGACAGUCUCACUCCAACUCGAUGCCCUCUACUCCUCAGCAGCAUGCUAGAAACUUCUCAUUCGAGUCCCGAGAGCCAUCGCCUACGGCAACGAACAACCAUUCCCCUCGCUCUGCCUACUCGGAGACAAACAGCAACCUCCCCUCCUUACGACCUCUGCCUCCGCGACUCAUGGGCGGUUGCCAGUAUGAGACGUCCCAAAUGAACUCGAAAAGGAGAAUGCCUUAUAGCAUAGGGAGCGACAAGCUGGAGCGGACGACUCUGGACAAGGUCAAGAGCAAGCUGUCAGAAGAUGAGGAGCGGAAGUUGACCACAGAUAUGCGCAAAUUGUACGACCGGUUAACACCGACCGCGAAAGUCGAGGAGAACCGUCAAAAGCUCGUCGUUAAGUUGGAGAGGAUAUUCAACGAGGAAUGGCCUGGAAAUGACAUCCGCGUGAAUCUAUUCGGUUCAUCUGGCAACUUGCUGUGUUCGGACGACUCGGACGUCGACAUCUGUAUCACGACGCCGUGGAAGGAAUUGGAGGGGGUUUGCAUAAUUGCAGAUCUGCUGGCGCGAAAGGGCAUGAAGAAGGUCGUCUGUAUUUCCGCCGCGAAAGUGCCCAUUGUCAAGAUUUGGGACCCCGAACUCGGCCUCGCCUGCGACAUGAAUGUGAACAACACCCUGGCGUUGGAGAACACAAGGAUGGUCCGAACAUACGUAGAAAUCGAUCCGCGUGUGCGGCCGUUGGCCAUGAUCGUCAAGUACUGGACGCGGCAGAGGAUCGUCAACGACGCUGCCUUUGGCGGUACCCUCAGUUCGUACACGUGGAUCUGCCUGAUUAUCGGAUUCCUGCAGCUUCGUGACCCCCCGGUUCUCCCUUCACUUCACCAGCGACAGCAUCAGCGGUUACCUAAGAGAGGCGGACAAGAAAGUGCAUUUGCGGACGAUUUGGACAAGUUACGUGGGUUCGGCGACAAGAAUAAGGCCUCGCUUGGGGAGCUCCUUUUCCAGUUCUUUCGCUUUUACGCGCACGAGUUCGAUUACGACAAUAACGCCAUUUCGAUCCGUCUCGGACGAAAAGUGACGAAGCAGGAGAAGGGCUGGCACAUCGGCAUUAAUAACCAUUUAUGUGUGGAGGAGCCAUUCAAUACCAUCCGCAACCUGGGCAAUACUGCAGACGAAUAUUCUUUCCGCGGACUUCACCUGGAGUUGCGGCGAGCUUUCGACCUCAUCUCGGAAGGGAAGCUGGAUGAGUGCUGCGAGAAGUAUGUCUACCCCAAGGAGGAAACACCGACAUUCCAACGGCCGCCAACACAAGCUCGACCCGUCAUGAUUCGCAGUUCUUCUCAGCAAAAUUCCGGAAGAGGCGGGCGUGGGAACUACCGAGGACGGCACACCAACAACUUCCACCGGAAUACGAACUCGAACCGAAGAGCCUCUUCAAGCGUAGCCUAUGAUACUAACACCAUGUACAUGCCUUCGGUGGCAAUGACUCCUCAGGAGCUUGCGUGGUACGCGCAGCAGGCUCAGUCACAUCAACAAUACCCCGCGCUUGUAGGUGCAGCCAUGGCCGCCCAGUUACAGCAAGAGAAUAACAUCCGGUUCCAGCUCUACACCCAAUCCCAGGUUUACCAGCAGGUCCAGGCUCAGAUGGCUGCCCAAAUACAUGCUGCCCAGAGGAUGCAAGGCUCGUCCUCGACAUCGCAGCAAGGCUCAGAACGCCCUAGGACCAACUCGUUCGACAACCCUCCACUCAGUGCUCCCAUCGCCGGGCCUCAGGAUUGGUACAGCAUGUACGGCGUUCCGAUGGCUGCCGCCUACUAUGGCCAGUCCGGGCUUGCCUAUGCUUCCUCGCCGGCUACUGCUGCAACGGCCGCCACUCCAGAGUAUCGCAGAGGGCUCCAGAGAUCUUCGGCGACAACAGAGUCUGGCGCUUCGACCUCUGGAAGUUCGUUGAGGUCGCAAUCGCAACCUGCUUCACGUUCCGCUCCUGCAACACAGCAGGGUCAAGGCUAUCCCGGGACCAGCACCCCGGCGAAUGGCAGCGCGAAUCCUGCACGACAGGUGAAUGGAGUUCCGAUCCCAAACUUCAUUCCUGGUGAUGCUGUUUACGACGAGGCCCCCCAGCACCCUGCGAGCAAGUCGCCAGCCUCGGACGAAGGAGCUUACUUGGGAUACUACGUUUCAGACACAUCUAGUCCGGCGCGCUCGCAAGGUCCUCCCAAUGCUAUUGCCUUUAGCGACACGACACAGCCAGCCCAGGGACGUCGAAGACUGUCAACCGAAGUCCCGCAGACUAUUUUGGAUCGCAGAAUGCGAAGAACAUCGCGAUCGCCCUCUCCUCUAGGCCAUGCUCGAGCCUUUUCCACGAGCGGCACCGCAGCCGCACCGGGUCAAGCAACAACUGCGGUCAAUCCCAACGGACCUCGGACGGCCUCACGACCUUUGGUAGUCAAUGGCACCGGGUCAUCCUUGCGGACAAGUUCCACGCCGUUACAACGUCAGGAUCCAACAGGACUUGCUGCUGAUUCCAACACUGAUGAGUCAAGGCGGCCAUCCCAGGAGCAGUCACUACAGGUUCAAGGGCUUGGUAUCAGUGGCUUUACUGUUGAACAGGGCGAUGUCCAGUCUUCCACCAGGCCUGAACCAGCUCAGACUCCAGUCUCCGAGCGGACUCCGCUGAUUGUUAACGGUACCACUACCCCGACCGCCACCAACGCAGCAGCGGCAGCAGCAUUGACCUCUCCUUCUUCUGCGCCUCGGCCUGUCGAUGAUCCCUCUUUCCGUGACAGAAUCGCGCUCAUGUCAAUGAACCAGUAUGGGUGGGCCUCGCAAACGCAGGUGCAACCGGAAGUUGUCAAUGGCACUCAGACAUCUCUGCGCCAGAGAGCCAUGGCAAGGCAGCAAAGCGGUGUGAUAGCGCCACUCGACCUCGCCACCCGGGACAACAGGAUGAACGGUCACCAGUUGAGCAUCGACGCUCAGCACCUUUCUCCAAUCAACGAGACCCGAUCUCCUUCGCCGACCGUCAUAAGAAAGGGUGAUUAUCCGCCGAGAGCCGAUCAGUCAUCGUCCGUUGCGCAGAACGCCACACCCAAGGUCCAGACCGAUCCACCUGCUCCUGGGCAUAAAGGGAACGAAACCAAGGUAUCAACUGUGAACCAGCCCAAGCAAGCUCAUACAUCGGCGCAGUCACCAAAACGGUUGUCAGCAGCCACACAGCGCUCAGCUCAAGCAGCAACGCAACCUCAGUCGCAUUCGCAGACGUCUGGUCAGGCCCCGGCUCAAUCACCCAGGGUCAAUGGCAUUCGAGAGAACGGCCACACCCGGGGCGUCAAGAGCGAAAGCCAUGGCGCCGAUGGUACGUGGCAAAAAGCAACCAAAAGUCGCAAGAAGGGCGCGGACGUCAAGAACCUGGGCAGUGGGCUCGCUUCGGGAGAGCAGCCGCCCAAGCACGAGGCGGACCGAAAGGGCGGCUGA
This is a messenger RNA of Colletotrichum graminicola M1.001, 3969 nucleotides long. RefSeq lists its product as uncharacterized. Bases 1 to 3969 code for a protein of 1322 amino acids. The record is from RefSeq and is a predicted model, not a curated record. Gene Ontology annotation, molecular function: nucleotidyltransferase activity. Gene Ontology annotation, biological process: RNA 3'-end processing. NCBI's taxonomy places the organism in Eukaryota, Fungi, Ascomycota, Sordariomycetes, Glomerellales, Glomerellaceae. The transcript has 4 exons.